UCGUUAGCGUAUAAUAAUUAUCGCAGCGACUUCUCGGGGAGUUCGAAGCAAGCAUAUAAGCGUAAAGAAUCGAUCUUCAGUUCUUGUCGAUAAUUAUUUCUUUUCUUUUUAAACGCUAUUGAAAUUUAGAUAAUUGUGUAUAUCUUCUAAUUGAAUUCAAGCUGCACGACAACUGUUUGAUGAAAUGACUAUGUUGUUUUCCCUAUUUCAUUUUCCACAAUGCCGUUUUUCUAGUGCUGUAAAUCUUAGCGCUUCCAGUUGCGGAAGAAAAACAAUGGACUGGGGUUUUGUGCAAAGAAUUUGGGACAAAUGGGCAUCCAACUACGUGGGUUCUUCAGGUCAACCAUUGAGGGGUGCUCUGUUAAUUAACUAUGAUCCUACCGGACCUGCUCGCCUUGUAUCUACCAUAGCAGAGGAAGAGGGCAUACAAUCUUAUCCAAUUGAACUCAGUCAGUUCGUCGGUUAUGUUAAUAGAAACAAACUUCGAACAGAGAGCUUCUUUAUUGGAUUAAACCAGUACCUUGUCUCCUCAAUUCAUGAGAGUUGGUUUGGUGCAAGGUGCAUGAACACUUCAAAACCUGCUGGUGAAGGUGCUAUUGUGAUGCAGACGGCAGCAUUUCUCUUAGUUGGACUAUAUGAGGGCUCUAUAGGAUCAGCAUCUCGUCCAAUGGUGGCUGUUGAUCAAUUUGCAUGGCAAUUAGGCCGAAGAAACCUUUGAUAUUGUUGCAUCAAGGUCACUUCGCUCCAACUUCAUUGAGGAUGGAGAUCCAUUAUUAAUGAUCAAUGAAAGUUGAAUUUAGAAAGAAGCAUAGUUAUUGCCAAUGUGUAUCAUUAACUCUGGUGGUGUACAAAGACCACUGCGAGGCCAUUGGCGACUUGAUACUUGGAGGAAAUAUUCACUAAAAAUUGUAGGUGUUGAAUUGUUCAUAUUGAUUCUCUUAAGCUUGGAAUUCUUUUUAGGGAAAUUUCAUUUAUCAAUGAAUUUGACAAAUAAUUUCGAUAAA
This is a messenger RNA of Olea europaea var. sylvestris, 1004 nucleotides long. RefSeq lists its product as uncharacterized. Gene Ontology annotation, molecular function: actin binding. The record is from RefSeq and is a predicted model, not a curated record. The transcript is spliced from 5 exons. The coding region runs from base 185 to 718 and encodes 177 amino acids. Lineage: Eukaryota; Viridiplantae; Streptophyta; Magnoliopsida; Lamiales; Oleaceae.